AUGCAUGACGCGCGCGCCUUUUUUCCCGAUAAGCCAGGCCUGCAGGUGAUGGUUAUAUCACAUGGGUGCAGUGGAGAGGGUGGUGCUCUGCAGGCUGUAUACUCUAUAAAAACCUGUUUGCUGGACGCCAGAGCAGUCAGACACACUAACACAUACACACCACACACACACACACACACACACACUCCUGUGUGUGCGUUACAGCUGCUUACCUAACGCACAUCUCUCCGGAGCGCGUGCCACGUGAGACGCGCACGGUUUUACCGGGAAUAUGCGGUGCAUCUGCUGGAAAAUGUGGUUUCCUGGAUGUCAGUCAACUAAACUGGGAUAAUUUGACCAGCUUUUGUUCAUCGGACACGUUUUUUUUUUCUUUCUUUUUCCUUUUUUUGAAGUAAAACCCCUGGGGAUGGCCAAGACGUCGCUUCUGGAUUUGGGCGUUUUGAUUUUAAUCGGAUUAACAGCCGCACGUGCAAACGGCAUUUCACUGCACCGGGUUGUCGCGCGCGAGGAAAGUGCACUUGAGCCUGAGCGAGCGAGCAUGAGCGCGAGGACGCCACCGGCACCGGCACCGGCACAUACGGAACGAGCGCGCGGAUCCGCCGACGGCCACGACGACGUCACAGGAACGUCGCGCGACUCUCAUCCGCGGAACAGAGCCAAACGGUGCACGUGCUACACGUACAAAGACAAAGAGUGUGUUUAUUAUUGCCACCUGGACGUCAUCUGGGUGAACACGCCCGAGCGCAUGGUGCCGUACGGCAUGUCGAGUUACAGAGGUUCUCAGCGUGUACGGCGCUCUGCAGCAGACGGGAGAAUGACACAACGAUGUGUGUGCACUCUGCAAAGUGACUCUCAUUGCAACAGCUUCUGUGGCAAAAGGGGGCGGUUACCAUGACCAUCUGUUGCUGGAGAGCUAAGCCAUGCUGGAAACGUCCUGCCCAUGCAUUCUUCUGUCCUAACACCUGGACAUAUCUUAAAGAAAAGAAGCUUAUCUGUCUGAAGAGUAGGAGGAAUUCCAUUAUCCAGGGGAGAGACAUUACAGGAAAGAAGAAGAACACAAUGGAGGGUUUGUGGAAUGCUUAUGCAACCAACGAGCCUGUAGAAUAAGUUGGAGUCUGAUUCAAAGAGAGGAUAUUUAACCCAACAACUGGCUUCAUGCUAACUCAUCAUGUUACAGCUCGUCUUCUGCAACACUCAAGGCUGUCUCUUUAUACUGACUAUCGGCUCCGCUUCGUCACCUUUAAUUAAAGAUAUGCAGAGCCAAGGAUUAAGACUGACUUGCUAUAAUAAUCUGAUUUCCGAAUCACAGGUUGGGCAAAAUCACCAAUCAGCGUUGUACACUGUAGAUACUAAGAUGACACUGAGCUGUUUUCUCAUAUUCCAGCCUACAAUACCAUGUGGUAAUGCUUCUGAUUAGAUGGCACUUAUAUAUGGACUCGCUAACGGAGAACCAAAACUGAGGACUGUACAUAAAGCAAGAGGUUUUCAGCUGUUAAUACACCAAUGAUUAACAUGAUCUAUGUUUUAUAAUAUAAACUUAUACAAUAGUUUUACUUGUGUAACUUUGGGCAUUGCAUCACAUCACUUUAUUUUGCCAUAUCGUGUGAUAUAAUCCAACUGAUUCCCCUUUUAUCACUAUUGAUGAUUAUUGUUAAAAAAAAAAAAAAAAAAAGACA
Messenger RNA from Pangasianodon hypophthalmus (striped catfish), 1676 nucleotides. Its product is annotated as endothelin-3. Lineage: Eukaryota; Metazoa; Chordata; Actinopteri; Siluriformes; Pangasiidae. The record is from RefSeq and is a predicted model, not a curated record. Gene Ontology annotation, cellular component: extracellular region. Bases 407 to 895 code for a protein of 162 amino acids. Gene Ontology annotation, molecular function: hormone activity; endothelin B receptor binding. Gene Ontology annotation, biological process: intracellular calcium ion homeostasis; regulation of vasoconstriction; regulation of systemic arterial blood pressure by endothelin. The transcript has 4 exons.